This is a messenger RNA of Jaminaea rosea, 984 nucleotides long. RefSeq lists its product as hypothetical. The transcript has a single exon. The record is from RefSeq and is a predicted model, not a curated record. Bases 441 to 953 code for a protein of 170 amino acids. NCBI's taxonomy places the organism in Eukaryota, Fungi, Basidiomycota, Exobasidiomycetes, Microstromatales.
ACGGCUUAGCGAAUCAAUCAAGCACCUCCAUGUCGCUGCGAUAGGUCCGACUCAAUGCAUUCAAUUUUUGUGCCAGGCUACACGAACGACAAGAUCACAGUCAGAUCUCUCGCCAGUUUACCGGUGUGAUGCAUGCUCAGGACGGCUCCCGCGGCCAGGCGAACGAAGCGGCUCGGUACCACAUACGUAGACGAUGUUAUCGUCAUGCGCCCGUGGAGCUCGAGCCUGCUGUGAAUGGUAUAAGCAGAACCGCUAGCGAUGGCGUGAAGGCAAGUACCGGGGGAUCCGGCGGUGCUUCUACGACUUCACUCCUGCGAGAGAGGGCGAGGGUCAGGGGCAGCGUGGCAGGUACAAUAAUAGGCCCCGCUCGCCCGCUUCUCUGCCUCUUUUCACUCACACCAACGUUUCACUGAGCCCAGGUAGAUUUCAGCACGCUCACCAUGAAGCACGCAUUCGUUUCCAAGCCCAUCGCACUCGCCCUGGCCCUCCUUGGCCUGGUCAUGGUCGGUCUUCACGUCAACGCCGACAUCGUCGGGGGAUGCUGUUACAACAGCGACUGUACCGGCUGCUCCGGCAUCUCGGUGAGCGCGGCGGGUAACCACCCGACUGGGGGAAACGGCUGCGCCAGCAUCGUCCAAACUGGCUCGGGCAAGAUCAAGAAGACGUGCACCGACAACAGCUGCAACUCCUGCAAGCCUGUCUUGGGGUCCGGAUGCAUCCACCAGAGUCGGUACUCCCACGCGUGUGACACGAGGCAAUGCGUGCUGAUGGCGAUAGCUGCGUUCCUACCCUACAACAGGCGACCCAAUCAAGUGCAUCAUCACGUAGGGACGCCGCAGACUGCGCGCGUAGCAAGGGCGCCAGCUCAAGCGAAGGUUCCACAAUCCCAAACCUCUCCCUCAUCGCCACCGUCGUAUUCGCUGCCAUCCUCGCGUCGCGGCAGAAUCGACUAGGCCCCUUCCCGUAGCACUUCCUUCUGCUCUC